This is a messenger RNA of Porites evermanni, 8961 nucleotides long. Lineage: Eukaryota; Metazoa; Cnidaria; Anthozoa; Scleractinia; Poritidae. The record is from the annotation of a GenBank genome assembly.
AUGGCUUCCAACGAAAAAGACGAUUUUGAAAACGACUGGACCUUUGUCGACAGGGAAGGCAAAGUUGACAUUGAGGUACGUGCAUUGCAUCACUUUUGGUUCGAUAAUUUUUAGUGUCUGCAUAUGCUGUUUUUACAGAGCAUUGUUGAAAAUGUUCGAAGCCUAACGACUCUAUUUUUUCUCAUUAUGGGAAAUCAGUAAAACUGUAGUUAAGCAAUUUACUGCAAACGCGAGAGAAACAACCCGGCGCGGCAAUAUUUAGCCCGCGAAAGGAAGCAAACUAAAUAGAGUUCAUUUGCGUUUUCAUGUGUGCAGUCUUACACAGAAAGUACAUUCGGCCUACUACGUGCAUUUUGUGCACCUAUAUUUUUCCUACGGCGGCCGCCAAUUCAUGGCUGUUUGUUUACAAAAUGUACCCAAGCUUUUUUAAAUUUGCAAUUUAAAACAGAUCGACGCGUACUUUCCCUUUGCAUGCCCGUUCGUCCGCUUGUCAACAAUAGAUCACGUGGUCAGCUGGCUCUCGUCACCUGUGGUUACAUAAGCCACAUGUUCACUUAAAAUAAACACCAGUAUUUAUUGGUGUGUAUUCAUUAUUUUGUAAAUGUUUAAGCCUUUUUUGCAGUCAUCUUGCAACAAGACUAUGAUUGGUGUUGAUCAGAGCAGAAAGUUAUUUUCAGUACCACAUGUCAUAAUAUUUUCUGAUACAUGGACUUUGAAAUUAGGAUUAUUUAAAGAUAUUUAGUAUGUAGAUGUAGAUUAGUGUUGUUAGUCACUAAGAGAUUUUGGGAUUUCAGUCAUAGUGAAUUGCCAAGGAAAAAAACAGACUACUUUAAAUUCAUUUGUAUCGUCUUACCCCAACGUGUGGCCUAUUUUGUUAUGACAAGGGAGCUGUAUGUUGUCUACUAAUAUUAUUGGACAAAAACCCAUCCAUGGUUUUUUGUGCCAUCUUGGUUGGGGGACAAAUACAGCUUAAAUUACAGUUGAAUGUAUGGAAUUUUGGCUGACUUUUAGCCUAUGACACUUCAUUCUAAAAUUUCUUCUAUCUAAAUUAAGAUCUUUAAAAAGGUCUUUUUUUGCAAGUUUCUUCUUGUCAAGUAAAGUGAACAAAACCAAACUGUUGUAGCAAAAGCAAAAAGAAACUUAAAACUUCAGAUAGUUGCUCUCUAUGAAAUAUCAAAAUUGAUUGUGAAGUGAGGAGUUGUCAAAUUUGGUUAUUGUUUUCUCCAAUUUCAAUUCUUGCUCCAGCACUGUUGCAUGAAGGUGGAUAAUACUAUUCAGUCAGUGAUGCAAUGAUAUUGGUCUUGCUAAUACUUUAUUGCUGAAUAGUGACUUAUCUGGUGGAUGUGUUGAGGUUUGCUUUAAACUUUGGUUUAAAUGGUAAUGUGUGAUUACGACUUUGAAAUGAAGGAAAAUAAUAUUUAACACCAAGGAUGAAAUUGAAUCAAAACAUGUAUACCUAAUUCAAUUAAGGUUGCUUUAACAAUAGAUCAUUGGAAAUUGGGCAAUUGGGUGUAUGGAACUCUUUACAAUGAUUUGCUGGAGUGAUUAAUUGCUAAACAAUAACUUCGUUGUGUGCCAUUGCCUAAUGCUCGAAGAAAACUGCAUUUAAUCAUGUAUAUCAGGGUUCGUAUGGGUCAUGGAAAACCUGGACAGUUAUAAAAUUUAAGAAUCAUAUUGUUUGGCCUGGAAAGUCAUGGAUUUGAAUUGUUGGUCCUUGAAAGUUGUGGAAAAUUUAAGUUUUGUUUGGUAGAUUAGUUACUGGGGAGCUUAAGCAAUUACGAAGACCACCACAGCAACUACUUCAAAAGACAAUACGUUUAAUGAAUCAUCAAAACAACAGCUCUGAAUGUGCAUCACGCUUUUUAGGACAUUUCUUUGACGUCCACUGCACGACUACGACGUGAAACUUCCUAAUUUGCCGUUUUAUGGAGGACGUGGACAUACGACAACUAAUUUUCCUUCCUCUCUUCUUAACCUGAAUAAUAUCCUUAAGAAUUCAACUUCAGGAAAAGUCGCCUGCAUUUUGACAUAUUGAGCAGGUCCAAAGACGCGAUUAACUUUGAAAGAAUGCAAAUUCAUUUUUUCCCCGACGUUUUCACUGCCAUCGUCAUCGUCCUUGCUUAAGGUCCCUAUACUGCUGAUGAUAAAGCAAGGACAAUGUAAGAUAGAGAGUUCAAGUGAUUCAAGUGGACACCAGAGUUUGUGUCUCUUGAACUAUUUAAGAUCCAAUAAUAACCUAAAACACAAACACUUUAAAAAUUUGUAAGUGACAGCUAAACCUAAGGUCACUGAAAACUUAAAAAGGUCACGGAAAAAGUCAUGGAAAGUCCUGGAAUUUGAGGAGCUCAAAAGAUUACAAACCCUGUAUAUGCAUUAUCCAAAAUUUUUUAACCAGUGCUAGUUGAGUGGCAUAGAUGAGAUGCAAAGAAAUCCUUUAAAAUUUUGAAAGUUUGUGGAUCAAAGGUUAAAAAACAGUUUAAAGGCUUGUUUAUAGUGGAAAGUGUACUUAGCUUAUCCAGCUAGGUUACAGGCACUUAACUCAAAUACUUAGAAAUAAAUAAUUCAAAUGCAACAUAACAGGAUUAAAAACCCCAACUAGCAGGAGGCAACCAGUUGGCUAUUUACAAGCGUGCCCAAAGAUUUGAACUCGGGACGACCAAGAACAAAUCCAGCAAGUGGCCAGUGUGGGACUUGAACCUGGGACUGCCAGAUUGCGAGUCCGAGGCACUGACCGUCUAAGUUUAAAGGCUUGUUUAUAGUGGAAAGUGCACUUAGCUUAUCCAGCUAGGUUACAGGCACUUCUCUCAAAUACUUAGAAAUAAAUAAUUCAAAUGCAACAUAACAGGAUUAAAAACCCCAACUAGCAGGAGGCAACCAGUUGGCUAUUUACAAGCGUGCCUAAAGAUUUGAACUCGGGACGACCAAGAACAAAUCCAGCAAGUGGCCAGAGUGGGACUCGAACCUGGGACUGCCAGAUUGCGAGUCCGAGGCCCUGACCGUCUGGCCAUGCUACCUCCUCCAAGUCAGGAAAAUUCUAAUAGAAAUACUGGUUUAGUAAUUUUAGUCAUGUUUGCUUUCCCAAAAAAGGUCAUGGAAAAAGAUGUUAAUGGGUCUUAUCUAACAAGCAUUGUUAUAAACUUUCUUGCAGCCACGGAAGAAUUCUGUGUCUUACUCAAAACCACUGCAAGCAAAGGAUGAGGUUCUUGUUUCUCCUACUGAAGUCCCUGAUAAGGAUGACAGUGAGGGGGAGGCAGAAUUUGAGGUGCUAACUGGAUUUCAGUGUCAUCCGCCAUCAAUUGAAGAGCUAGCAAGCACUCAAGAUUUGCAAAGAGUUGAGAGUAAUGAACAGUCAGCGGAAAAUAGUGACAUUUAUGGUGAGAAGUCAGAAGAUCAACUUGUUCCAGUCCAACAGAAUGGCUGCCAGUGUGCUGCUGAUGAUGGCAUCAUGAUCAUCUCUAAUCACUUUUGUAUGAAUGAUGAGACUGACUCCACAAGUAAUGAUGAUGAUGUUGAUAUUCCAGUAACCCUUGAAUGUGAACAAGACUGCACUCAAGAAAAUCUGCCAUCUUCUUGUGCCAUUACAGCAACUACUGAUGGUUGGGAAAACCCACCUCAGCUCUCAGAAAGUGGCUCUUACUCAUUUCCCAGUGACUCGAACAGCUCAGAGGAAGACAACGAUAUUGAGCCUAUUCCAGAAGAGGACAGCAGCCAAGAUUUUGUUGAAUUAGGCCAUGAUGUGGACACCCUUGAUACAAUGGUUGACUCUAAGAACAGCUUGUUUUCAUUUGACAGUGACUUGUUUAACCCAAGUGAUUUAGAUGAAGAUGUUUGCAAGGGAGAAGAUGAUACUGCAGACAUUGUAAAGCUUUCUGAGGCUGGUGAAAGUCUUAAAGAGAGUGACCAAAAUGAAGGGGAGAGUACAGAUAUAACUGAGGACCUUCAUGUGACAACAGACAACUGUAGCUAUGUUUCCUUUGAUCUUCCAACAUUGUUUCUUCUUUUGGGCGUAACCACCGCUCUUGGUUUCAGUAUUGGAUACGGUAAGACUUACACAAUAUUUAAAGUAAAUAAUAUUUUUUUGGUGAGGUAACAACCAAUUUUACUUGUCUGACCAUGUUUGUGAAAAUGUCAUGUGAAAGUAGUGACUUCUGUCUUUUUAAUUUAAUUUUAAAUGCUUCCUGGCUUAUCCCGGGCAUUUAGUAUAUUAAAGUAAGCUGUGUAAACUCAGGGAUUUGAUGUGCAACAAGGCUGGCCACAUUACACAUUUGACCUUGAAAAUGACUGAUGCACAAGGAAAGCAAGAAACAUCAUUUCAUUCUCAGAUAAUUUAAUCUGUGAUUGCCUGUAAUCAUCAAACAAAAUAAAAAGUUGUCAUAACAAAACUUGGCAGCUCCUUGUUUUGUAACCCUGUGUAUGUGAUAAAACAUUGUUUUUUUUGUUUAACUUGGCAGGAUUAAGUGUCUACAUUAGUAGCCAAGCCUUGGAGGUGACUGGAAACGUCAAGAGACCUGGACCCAAGACAGCCUCACUUCCCCUUACCUCUGACUCCAUGGAAUCUCUGGAUGAAGUAUCACGUGAUUUCUUGGAUCAACUAACAAUGUGGAAAAUUGAAGACCGUCUUGACUCCCAGAGAGACCCAGAACCUGAAAAUGAUUUGGGAGACUUAUUUGACACUAAAGCACUGCAUGAGAAACUUCAGCAGAAACACUUUAGACUCACGAGCUUGCACGAAAGUGUGAAACAGCGUUUGCGCAUGAGUAGAGUUAUGUCAUGGUACUGGCGUCUUAAGUAUGAGGAGGAGAAAUCGAAGAAGGAAGGAGGUGGUGAAUGGAACAAGGCUUUGCAAGAACAGCUGGAACACAUGGAACAGCUCUACUUGCAUGAAAAACACACUGCUGAUCUGUGGCGUCGUAUGAAUGAAAAUGCAAAACUGCGCCGUGCAGUGGCAAAUGGCAUCAAGUUUGACAAGUAAGAGCUGAUUCAAAAAGGGGUUUUCCGUAAGAAUUAUUUAUUCAACAGUGCAGCAGAAGAGAAAAUGGCUAUAGAUUUUUAUGAACAAAGGAGCCAAAUUAAAUUUGGUGUGAUAAAUUGCCAUGAGCAAGUUUUAUUAUGUUCAUUGUAAUGAUGAAGGUUGAAUCACUUUGGGCAUUAUUUGUGCAAAAAGUUGUUUAUUUCUGAUAAGCUGCCCGUGCUCAGUUCAGCAACUUAAAACGUUUUUUUUUAUAAAUUUCCUUAAAAUUAUUUUAAUCUUUUGACAGCUUUAUACCUUCACUAUUUAUGAUCUUAGGCAUGACAAUAUUCCAAUAUAAUGCUCAUUUAGGGGUUAAACACUUUAAGUCCCAAAAGUGGCCAGUGUCAAUUAUAUAGAGUUUCGUCUAUCAAGGUUCCACUAUACUAACACUACAAUUUUUGACAUCCCAGAUACUGGAAGGAUUUUCUAAAUCGAUGGAAAAAAUCUGAAGACAGAGGUCCUGUAAAUGAGAGUCAAAAGUUGACACACCCUUCGGAGGUUGACAAAAACCCGGAAGAAGAGUUAUCGGCGAUAAAAGCUAAAGAACUGGAGCAAAAUGAACGCAGCAGUUCACGCGUGCAUGACAAUAUGUGGAGAGAAUUUAGAGACCGCUGGACAAAGGACUUGCUGUUAAAGGGACGCAAAAAGGACAGUUCUUCAGUGAGUACUAAGUGUGCUUCUGAUGACCCAGAAGAAAAGAACUAUCUGUUACGGUUGUCUUGCAAAGGUUCUGUGACAAAAGUAUCACAGGAAACAGAGAUCUCUCCUUGGUAUACUCCGAUAUUUAUGGAAGGCCUAGUUAAGAGGUCAGUGGAGGAUGCGAGUAAGAAUCAUGAUCACGAAGACGACAAAGUGGUAACGCCACUCACCAAACAUAACGUGGAAAACCAGGAUAACGGUGAGGAAAUAGCGAAAGAGUUCACAAAAGGUCCUCAGUUUGAUAACCCGCUGUUUCCUCGUGAAUCUGUGUCUUGGUUUCACGAUAAAACUCCGCGUUCUUUGAAAGCAGAUUCUUCAGAACAAUUGAGAAUGCCUGCAGAAAGAUUACCCCUGACGGAAACUUACGUAAAAGACUUUUGGUGUCCAAAAAGGGCAGGGGAAGCUGAAAAGGUGCCAAGAUACGUUUUGGGAAACGCGAUCAGCAGUUUAAAGAAAGUUAAAACUGUGAAGCGUCGUGUGUCUGACCGUGGCAGGAUUAAUGGCGAAAAAGACACCGCCGCUCAGAGCUUUGGAGCUUUGAAAGCAACCAAGGUUUAUCGGAAAGAUGAGGCAAAUGUGCAGCUACAAAUGCUCCGAAAUUUAUCUAAAGAUCGAGGAGAAGAGAUACGCAAGCACAGGAUCCAACGACGCGAGCUAAAGAAAAAAGAAAAAAAAGCAAAGCUGCGUGUCGAAGAAGGAGAUCGCUACUUGUUGAAGUUAAAACAAGAAAGGCGUGGUUUAGAGAUCGAGAAGAAGAAAUUACGACGCUCCUGGAAAGCGCUCGCGCGCAGUAAAAAGAGGUUAUCUGUGGAAAGAGAAAUUCACGAGAAAGGCAAACAUGGACUUGAGAAAUUCAUUGCGGCCCUGAAGCAGGAAAAGCAAAAACUAAAGAAGCUGAAAACGAGGUUGAAAAAGAUGAAAGAGUUGUUAGCGAAACAGUCCGAAUUGUUGAAGUUAAAAAAGGAAACUUUAGAUGCGAAUAAGAAGAAAGAAGUAGAGAGGUUAAGGAGUGAGAUCACCCAAGAGAAAGACAAAUUACGAAAACAACAAAAAGUGUUAAAAUCUUUAAAGAAAGCUGUCAAGGAGAAAUAUAAGAAAUGGUCGAGGGAAUUACGUCAAGUGAAAACUGAGAAAGAGAAGCAGAGAAGGAAGAGAGAACAAGCUAAAAAGAGAAAAAAGGCAAAGAAGAAAGGGGAGAGAGCAGAAAGAGAGCGAAAACAAAAGCAAGAAUACGAGUCUGUUGUUCGGGAGCAAGCGAAGUAUGAUAAAGAAAAACGAAGGAGAAAAGGAGAAGCAAGCGAAACUGCAAAUGAAAAGAUUGCAAAGGCAAACUGGAAGAAAAGUGAUGAUCACACGAGCGAAAAAGAAGGCGAGCAGAGUAGAGGCUCACAGGCUAAGACGGAAGGCGGUCAUCAUGAAGCCUUUUUUAGGCAGCAGUUGGAAAAAGUCAAAGAAUGGCUGUCUAGAGUUCGAGAGAAAACGCUAGAACGGCAACAGAAGACAUUCUCGCAAAUGGAAAAUCUUAAACAGUGGUUGUCCGGGGUUCACAAAAAGACCCUUAAAAAAGCUGAAGAGUUCCACUGGAGAACUUUGUUUAUGCCAUCAAUAUUCGGUGCUAAUCGCGGAGCGGAAACGCCUACGCGGAAUGCGGGUGAACAGGAUAAAUUUCAAGGAAAGGAGUUACAGAACGAUAAAACAUCAGAGGACAACGAAGAAAAUUCUAAAAGUAACGUUGAAGCUAGGCAGGAUCAUCCCCGCAAACUUAGCUACUGGGAAGCUGGAAAGAAAGAACUGCAAAAGCUGAUGUUUGGAAUAGAGAAACGCGAAUUUGAACGGAAAGAAAACGAGAAAAGGGAGGUGACUGUUAGAAAUUCGGAGUUGGCGAGAGUUUCGGAGGACAGGGCUUUAGCAGGUUUCUUAAACUUAACGUUUGAUAUCGAUCUUGUUAAAACACUGCUGAAAGGACUGGAACGCAAAGAUAAAACAACAAGUGAUAACGUUAGAGCGGCAGAUAGCAGGUCUUUUAUAAUAAUCUCGAAAGAAUCGGAUGAUAUCCGCUCUAGCGGAGACUCCUCUGAUGUUCAGAAGAAAAAAAUGAUGGGAAAAAACCUGAAAUGCGCUAAAGGUCAUCCUUGGAUGCUUCAAGGACCUACCGAAACCGGGCUUAGCCAAGAGCAAGACAAAGAUUGGACCCGAAAGGAGACGCCCGAGGGCCCAAUACCACCCGAAGGCAUCCGAUUGUCUUCAAAAGAAUGGUACGAAAAACGGCACAAGGUGAAAACUAGAAGACAGGAGGAAGUAGGCGCUCAAGGUCCCGUCUUGUCGGACGUGAGACCGGGUGAUGCGAGAGAUCGUCACAGGGGUUAUGCUCAAGACAAAGUUUGUAUUUCCGAUGAUACAGAAAAAGAGGAGUCUAUUCCACCUCCUGAUUGGGUGUUUCAACGUGCUCGGGAACGCGCCAAGGAACGUGCCGAUCAGUGGUCUGUUCCGUGGUACGAUUUGCGGGCUCAAAAUCGUAACUCUCAGCGAAGCAAGGAUGAACACAAUACCCAGUUUCCGUGCGGUCACCACUGGGAGCCUCAAGAUGAGCCCGCGUCUUUCUCAUGGUAUGAUCAGCGGGCACAAGAGCGAUGUUAUCAACGCAACACUGAUACACAUGACACCCAGUUCCUGACUGAUAGGAAAUUUAAACAUCGCAAUGAACAGCGGUCUGUCCCUUGGUAUGAUCGGCGGGCUCAAGAGCGAGACCAGCAACGUUCCUCUGAUAAACAUGAAACCCAGUUUCCCUGUGGUCACAAACAAAAGCGCGGCCAGAACUGGUUUUUCGAACGAGCCAGUGAUCGUGCUCAUCAGCGGUCAAAUUAUGUCCCGUGGUAUUUUCGCAGAGCAGACGGGCGGCAGUCGCAGCGCCGAGAGGAACUGGAUCCAUGGUUCGUAGGAUCUGGACACUACAGGGAUCAUUUCCGUGAUUGGAUGCCACAGGGACCUUCCAUGGAUGAGCACUGCUGACAUUUAUAGGAUUGCUUUUAGUAAUUAAUGCAAGGUGGUGAGUUCAAUGUUGAAUGAGGUUUCGCAUAAUAGUGGUAAAUUGCGCAGACUAGGCUGACUGUUGCGUUAGCGCGUUAGAUUGAAUGCAAUCAACUCCGGAUACCGUUGAGACCUGCACCUAGAGAUUUCGGCUGAGUUGCAUGUGACGUAUGAACAUGUAUAUGAAAAUUUCAAAGUGAGAAUUCUAAAUCUUAAGAGUUCAG